GCCAACAUGACGGAUUGCAGCGCCCCCUACGUGAUUGGUGAGAAGUGCAGGUACCAGUGUAAGAGUGGAUACGGACACAAGUCAGGUGACACCAUCAGGACCUGUACCUCGGACAGAUCUUGGAGUGGCAGGAACAUCAACUGCCGACCAGAAUGCCCGCCUGCGCCAAAUAUCCUCAACGCGACCAAGAAGGAGUGUUCUAAGAAGGAGUGCGUAUACAGAUGUGAUGAUGGUUACGAAAAGAAGUCAGGAGACACUUUGUUGAGGUGCAGUAUGGUAAACGGAAAGUGGAUUGGCACCGAGAUCAACUGCCAGCCAAGUGGCUAAACAGUCAGCCAAUAGCAGUACUGCACAUACUUCUGUGAACAUGUAGACAUGUGCUCAGUUCUUAAAUAUAUUGUUUAGUUCUUACAUAUAUAUUGUCUUAAAUAGUGGUUAAAAAUUUUGGUAGAAAAUCAUGCAAUCUGUGAAUCAUUUAUGAAUUGGGUUGUGGAAUCUGUGAAAAGAAGGAAAC
Branchiostoma floridae (Florida lancelet) is the source of this 514-nucleotide messenger RNA. Its product is annotated as CUB and sushi domain-containing protein 3-like. The record is from RefSeq and is a predicted model, not a curated record. The transcript has 2 exons. NCBI's taxonomy places the organism in Eukaryota, Metazoa, Chordata, Leptocardii, Amphioxiformes, Branchiostomatidae. Bases 7 to 327 code for a protein of 106 amino acids.